Molecule: messenger RNA, 3038 nt
Organism: Chiloscyllium plagiosum (whitespotted bambooshark)
Lineage: Eukaryota; Metazoa; Chordata; Chondrichthyes; Orectolobiformes; Hemiscylliidae
Source: RefSeq, a predicted model, not a curated record
UCCACAGUCUCCCCUCUGCCCAGUGUCAGGGAGUUGUAGCGGAGUGUCUCAGUUCCUGGGAUCUGCCUUCCCCCCCCGACGGCAGUGAGCCCCCCCAGGAGGGGCUGGAGUGUGGCACUGGAUGCGGAGAGUCUACGAAGGCCACUCAGCCUGCGGCCUGCUGUUCGAGUGACCAACACAGUCGUCCUACAGGAGACUGUCAUCAGAGUUACUCAUCCCUCGUUACAACGUGUUGUGGAUCCCUGUCUCCCUGAGGCUCUCUCCUCACUCUCUGCCGUUUGGGAAGUGUCACCAAUUCCUGUGGGACUCUCUCCGAGAGACACUCAGUCACAGGAUGCCAAUACGAAGGGGUCACGUCGCUCCCCAGAACACCUUCCUCGACACCAUCAUCCGCAAACUGGAGGGUCGCAAUCGGACGUUUCUCAUUGGCAAUGCGCGAGUGGUGAACUGUGCCAUCAUCUUCUGUAACGAUGCUUUCUGUGAGAUGUCUGGCUAUUCUCGAGCGGAGGUGAUGCAGAAACCAGCCUGUUGUGACUUCCUGCAUGGCCCACAGACCAGGAAGACAGCCAUCGCUCAAAUCAGGCAGGCCCUGGGCGGCUCUGAGGAGAGAAAGGUGGAGCUCUCUCUCUACAGGAAGGAUGGUCCGAGACGGAACUUUCAGCUCCGACUGCCAAACCUGGGCUCGGUGAGUGUGGGGAAGUUGACGUUAGCCCAGGAGGGAGCAGGCCAAGGCUUGUUGAACCUGUCCAGAGCGAGUAGUGAGUCUAUGGCUGUGGAGGGUCAGAGCCAGACCGAGGAACUCCUAGCACCAGACCCUGAUGCUGAGGGAGAUCCUGAACACUCCUCCAUCACACAGCCCCUGAACAGGCAGCUCUCCAGCUCCAACUCCACUCUCAGUCCCAGUGCCACCCCUUCCCAGGAGAGUUCCUACAGCUUCCACCAUAUUUCCUCACUCGAUGACAUCGAAACGACGAGGGAAGGUGGGCUCAGAAGGUUCCGGAGCCGGCACUCCAGCACAGGGACAGUGAAUCAUGUGACGGUCAGCCCAAACCUGGUCAAUUCCACUUCAGACUCUGACCUGGCGAAAUAUCGAACCAUCAGCAAAAUCCCCCAAAUCACACUCAACUUUGUGGAUUUUAAAGGUGAGAACUUCAUCCUGUCAUCUCCAGGAGAGAGAGAGAUCAUAGCGCCAACGAAGGUGAAGGAGAGAUCCCACAACGUUACUGAGAAGGUCACUCAGGUGCUGUCUCUUGGUGCUGAUGUCCUGCCUGAAUAUAAACUCCAGGCCCCACGCAUUCACAAAUGGACCAUCCUUCACUACAGUCCCUUUAAGGCUGUUUGGGAUUGGCUGAUCCUGCUGCUUGUUAUUUACACGGCUGUCUUCACUCCAUACUCCGCUGCGUUCUUACUGAAUGACCAGGAGGAGGUGAGCCGCCGAGAGUGUGGGUAUUCCUGUAACCCCCUGAACGUGGUGGAUCUGAUUGUGGACAUCAUGUUCAUCAUUGACAUCCUCAUCAACUUCCGGACCACGUACGUGAACAGUAAUGACGAGGUGGUCAGUCAUCCUGUCAGCAUCGCCGUCCACUACUUCAAGGGUUGGUUCCUCAUUGACAUGGUGGCUGCCAUCCCCUUUGACCUGCUCAUCUUCCGCUCGGGCUCCGAUGAGAGGACCAUACUGAUUGGUCUGUUGAAGACGGCACGCCUGCUACGAUUGGUUCGAGUUGCUCGGAAACUUGACCGUUACUCUGAGUACGGAGCUGCUGUCCUCUUCCUGCUGAUGUGUACCUUUGCCCUGAUUGCUCAUUGGCUGGCCUGUAUCUGGUAUGCCAUUGGCAAUAUGGAGAGAACGUUUCUGCAGCCGAAGAUUGGGUGGCUGGAUUCUCUCGGUGAGCAGAUUGAUAAACCUUACACUGAGAACGAUACAUCGUCAGGCCCCAGCAUCAAGGACAAGUACGUCACUGCGCUAUAUUUCACCUUCAGUAGCUUGACCAGCGUGGGAUUUGGCAACGUCUCCCCUAAUACCAACUCCGAGAAGAUCUUUUCCAUCUGUGUGAUGCUGAUUGGCUGUAAGUGGCCUCCGCCUGUAAUCCCUCAUGGGUUAGUUAAUUGUUGGGGUCAGAAACAGGAGUACGAUUCGUGGUGGGAGAUUCUGGUAACACUGUGACUGCCCAAGGUUAGCCCGCAGUCUUGCACGGCUUCAGUAAUCCCUCGAGCAGCUCCCUUUCUCUCUGAUUUCGGGGCGAUUUGCUCUCCCUCAGGAAGAGUCCUGUUACAGCUUGUUCCCCCAUUUAUAUGGAAACCUCCUUAUGAACUGGAGUAAUUGCUGGGAUGUGUGUGGUCAGUGAAUCCUGGAGCUGAAUUGUUCACUCUGUGGCUUCUACAUACCACAGGCUUUAUUAACAGCAUGGAAAUAGGCCAUUCAGCCUAUCCAAUACAUUCAGCUUCCCCAACACUGUACCCCUCCAGUAUCUGUCCAAUCACGUUUGGAAUGUAUUAUCUGUUUUAUUCUGGGUCACCCUCACAUCCUGGCCAUAUCCCUUCCCCCAACCUUGGAACUGGCUUCCCCGUGCUGAGGGUGAGUUCACCUCAAUCCCAUCUCCCCUCCAGCUCCUGUGCUCCAAGGAAAAUAACCACAACUUCUCCUCAACCUGGUAACUAAUCUGUCUUAUUCCGGAACAUUCUGGUAAAUAGAGAUAUUGGGGUUUUAAAGCAUGGAAAGAGGCCAAUCAGCCCAUCAUAUCCAAGUCAUGAAACAUCCAUUUUUUCUAAUCCCAUUCCCAACACUCGGCCCAUAGCUCUGUCUGCUUUCUCAUCACAAAUGUCCAUCUAAGCAUUUCUUCAGCGUGACAAGGGGUUCUGCCUCUGUAACCCUCACAAAUUCCCACCACCAUCUAAAUGAAGAAUAAUAAUUUCUCACAUUCCCUCCCAAACUCCCGUCCCCUCCCUCCAAUCUACACUCCCUGGGCAUGCCCAUAUCCAUGCCCCUGAGAACCUGGUACAUCUCAAUCAGAUUUCACCUCAACCUCUAAACAAAACAC